Molecule: messenger RNA, 1116 nt
Organism: Sitophilus oryzae (rice weevil)
Lineage: Eukaryota; Metazoa; Arthropoda; Insecta; Coleoptera; Curculionidae
Product: CD151 antigen-like
Exons: 5
Coding region: 348-1058 (236 amino acids)
Cellular component (GO): membrane
Source: RefSeq, a predicted model, not a curated record
UGUUCUACAAUAAUUUUAGUGAAAUAUAGGGUUUAAUGUGCGAUUUUAUUACGUUUUUUUUGUGAGAUCCUCAGCUAUCAGCUAUAUCUUUUCCAUUAUGCUUGUGAUUAUGCUUAACUUCAGUGAAUACACACAAAAAGCGGUCGUUUUCUUUGACACACGGUGUAAAACUGUUACUCAAUGAACAUAACACACUGACCAAGCGUUUGCAAGUUAAAGUGAAAGUUAUUGUGUUGAACGAAGACCUUCCUCCAAAUAUCUACCUAUUUUUUGUGCAGUUUCGUGUGUAUUUUUAUUUGUUUUUAUUAUUUCUUGGUGUUUAUUGUGCAUUUUAUGUAUCGACGAAAAUGGGAAUGGGUAGUAACAUGGAUGGUUGUGGCAAUUUUAUGAAAUACAGUUUGUUUAUCGUCAAUCUCAUUAUUUUUAUUGGCGGGAUCAUCGUAACAGCCCUGGGAUUAUGGAUAUUAGUAGAUAAAUCGUUCGCUAGUGAACUACUAGGAACAAAUUUAUAUUCUGGAUCGAUCUAUGUUCUAGUUAUUACAGGACUUUUAGUCAUUUUUAUAUCUCUCUUAGGAUGCCUAGGAUCCGUCAAAGAAGUGAGGUGUAUGCUAGUCAUAUAUUUCAUAGCCUUAUUCCUUAUAUUCGUUACAAUGUUAAUUGGUGGAAUUCUUGGCUAUGUGUUUAAAGAAAAAGUCGAAAAGACAAUACGACUUGGAAUGGACAGAUCUUUAAACGAUUAUGGUAGAAACAAAGCCGUCACACAAGCAUGGGACGAAACCCAAAGCAAACUGAUGUGUUGUGGAGUGUACGAAUACAGGGAUUGGAGAGACAGGAUUCCGGAUUCAUGUUGUAAGACGACUUCAUCGGGUAUACCAAUUAACUGCCAGCAAAUCGAGAUCAAAAACGAGUUUACCAUUCAUACCAGAGGUUGCUUAAGCGUUACUACGGAAUUCGUUAAAACGCACGCCAUUAUUAUUGGAACGUCCGGUAUAGUUGUAUCAUGUUUUUUGGUUUUAGGAAUGAUAUUUUCCUGCGCUCUGUUCAAAUUAAUUAGGUAAUAUAUUUAAAUCAUUUAUUUCAAUUCUUGUACAAUAAAACGUCAAUUUUAAUAAACCA